UAGCAUCAAAAAGUUAGUCCAUUAUAGAUGGUUCAAUCUCUUCCUAUAAAUUUCUUAAGAUUUUGAUCAGUGUUUUUGCAGAGAUCAUAGAACUGCACCAAUAAAGCUUGACGGGCAUAAUGUCUGCUGAGGAGCUCAAGAUUCGCGGCGAGCUGGAGAUGGAUGUCGAAAGAGAGCUAGAGGAAGAAAUCAAAGAAGGAAUAUGCCAUCUUGCUUUUAGGCUGCAGAGGCUAUAUCAGCAGCAAAAAGAAAGGCAUGCCAAAGAAUUAUCUAAGCUUGGCAUUAAAGGUCAUCAACAAGGUAACGUGAGUAGCAGAAUUCUGUCUGAGGUUAACAUCAAUAUCAGAAUGGAAGGUGGAACAAAGAUUGAGAUAAAAGAAAUCAAGAAACAACCUGGCGAAAAUCGCAUGAGCACUCUGAAAACUGAGAGUACUGCCCGAGGAGGAUUCAUGCCUGCUACUAAUUCUGCCAAGAAAUUUGACUGGGCCAAGAGUCUUCGAUCAGCUGGUCCGGGUUCUAGAGUUGAUUGUUCUAAUCAAUCUAGAGUACUUGGUAAUAAAGCUAAAAUAAGUGCUUCUCAGCAGCAGCAUAAGCUGAAUAUGGGUGUCAGGACAAAAAUGCUGGAGCAAAAUUUGAAAAAAUGAGAUGUCUUUUGAGCUGAUUUUGGUUUUUCUGAGAGUUUCUUGACUUGAAAAUAACGUAAUUGUUUGGAGGAACUUUGUGUGUGCGUGCGUGAUAUAGUAUUAAGAAAAUCAUUUCACUAUCCAAACAGCUAGGAGAAUGGAGUGCUACAUUUUCAGGAAGGAAUGAGAGUCGAAACUUGGCAUAUUUUGCUUAAGAGUGUGAUUUUGUCGUUGCCCUUU
Coffea arabica (coffee) is the source of this 863-nucleotide messenger RNA. RefSeq lists its product as uncharacterized. The record is from RefSeq and is a predicted model, not a curated record. NCBI's taxonomy places the organism in Eukaryota, Viridiplantae, Streptophyta, Magnoliopsida, Gentianales, Rubiaceae.